Nicotiana tabacum (common tobacco) is the source of this 2293-nucleotide messenger RNA. Lineage: Eukaryota; Viridiplantae; Streptophyta; Magnoliopsida; Solanales; Solanaceae. The record is from RefSeq and is a predicted model, not a curated record.
AUGUGUCAAGCAUUGGCCAAUGGUCAAAGACCACCCCUUUCUUAUGAUUUCUCAAAAUUCACACCCAUCUCGACUACUACCACUCCUAUCUCAUUGUCUGAUCGAUCCUAUCCAUUUGGGUUCAGUCUUUAUCCCAACUGUACGACUACAGCUGGAACUUCUGUUGCGCGCUCCCAAAGUGUGCCAUUGACAACCAAUCAGACAAUCACUGCUGUUAUGCCCGUUUUCACUAUCCCACAACCAACAGUGGUACAAAAGAAAAGUCAUGAGUCACAAUUUGCUACCCAUCAAGAACAAUACCAUUCUCCUGAGUACCACUCGUAUCUAUUUGAUCUUCCUUCAAAGGUUGAGAAGCCUACCCGAAACAUGGCACAAGAAGAAAUGACCCAAAGAUAUUCGUGGUGGUGCAGCUGUCGCUUGAGUUCCAAAUGUUGUCUCUCGACUCAAGGAGUGGGUCGAAGGCAUUGUCUCACAAAUGCCCUACUCCGAGCGCUUGUGGCGCAAACUCUGAAGGGCCGUUGGGAGGCCCGUUCCCAUGGUUUGCCUAAGAACGUCGAGCUUAGGCCCCCGGUUGGGGACGAGGACUUACCUGCCGAUUCUUCUGCUUCGGAACUGCCCGGAGCCACAACAGUGGAGAAUAAAAGAAAAAAGGCCCCGAGUUCCCCGAGCUCGGAGAAAAAGAAAACGAGAAGGAGACUAGUUCGUAAGCCAAAAGAAACCUCCAGCUCCCGAGUGCUUGACUUGAAAUCACUCCUCCGACUCAAACACGAGCCCGAUGAGGAUGAAAUCUUUGUGGCCCACGAGUCGUCUGUCCCCGAGGAAUGGGUGGCAGCCGAGGGGGAAACGAUGGAAGCUAAUCUCCCUCAGGUUCGCGAGGCUGAUGCCAGAGUGAAAGCCGAGAAUUCUCGAGACGCCGGCUCUGCCUCGACCGACGUUAUAGAUAUUUCGGGAUCGCCUUCGUUCACAAAAUCAAUGUUCGAUGAAGCCCGAACGAUGAAGGAGCGAUCCCACGAGGGGGUCCAUGGAGCGGGCGAUCCCCUCCAAGGUUUUUUUGACGCUGUAGACUCAUCGACCCUAGAGGAUUUUACCUGAUUGGGUGACUUAGAGGUGCCAAAAAAAAGUUCACCCUCGGAGGUCGGCGGGUCUAGCUUGAGUUCGAGAUUGAUCAAUCGGUUACCCGCUCCGAGCACGAUUUUUGGUCGGAAGCGAUAUGUCGUUAUCACCGUUCCGGAGGAUACCCAGAUUAUUUUCUCCCACCGUAGGGAUAGUUAGUUACCUCCGGUGCAUGUUAACCGAAGAAGACCAGGCAAAAAUGAACAAGGUAGAUGCGUCAUGCCUGUUUAACGAAGCACACAGGCGCUGAACCGAGUAAAGUGUUACCAAACUUUUUAUUUUUCAACUUUAGUUCUUGAUAACUCUAAUAUCUCUUCUCAUUUUUGCAGGCCUCGGUGCUACACCAUGAAACCUUCCUCCGGUAUCGGGAUGAGCUGAGCCAACUCGAGGCCAAAGUCAAAGAGCUUGCUGAGAAGAGAGAUAUGUAUAAGCUUCUCAGUGAGCAACGUGAAUGAGAAGUCAAGAGCCUUCAAGCCGAGUUGGAUGUGGCUCAGAAAGAACACUCCGACCUGGUGGAACAGGUCCGGUAGAAGAUUGAUCGGGUCGACCAGCUUCGCGCUGAGAUGGACGAAGUCAAGGCUAUGGCCGAAGAGUAGAAUGGCAAGAUGGACCGAUUGGCUUCAUAAAAGGAGACUGCCCGGGAACAGGUGGCCUCGGCGGAGGCCCAACUUCAAUUGACGAAGGAGAAAGCUGAAACCCAAUCCCAAAAAAUCGAAGGCCUCCAGUCUCAGCUGGGCUCGGUCGUUGCCUCACGGGAUACCCUUUCCAAGGAGUUUGAAGCAGCCAAGUCAACGGCAGAAUUAACCAGGGUCGAUGCUGAAGAGAUGGUGGCCCAGUACAAAGCUGAUGUUGCACCCGAGGGCCAUCAUCAAAUAUGUGAGGUGGUAGUUCAGUAGGGAGGCUCUCGAGAAAGUUCAUGCCCGGGAUUUCGAUUUAUCGGUCGAAAUUGAAAAUGUUAAGAGGCUCGAGCCCGAGGCCAAGAAGUUGGCAUACCCUGAGGAAGAGGAAGAUUCCGAGUAUUCGGGUGGAUCCGAGGACGGGGAAGACCCCGAUGGUUCCGGUGAUGAGGCGGGCUCCGGCGAAGAUCGGGCUUCUUAGGUGCCUUGCAGAAUUUUCUUCGCUUUUGUACUUUUGUAUUUUGUUGAGGCCGUUUGGCCUUUUUAAAAAUUUAUGUAUAUAU